Molecule: messenger RNA, 324 nt
Organism: Rangifer tarandus platyrhynchus (Svalbard reindeer)
Lineage: Eukaryota; Metazoa; Chordata; Mammalia; Artiodactyla; Cervidae
Source: the annotation of a GenBank genome assembly
AUGUUGAUCACAGGAGUAAAAGUGGUUAAAGAACCUUUAAGUUUAAUGAGUUUAAAGGUAAAUCAUCAAAGGUGCAGGGCUGUAUACAAUAGAAUUCACUUGUGCAAACAAAACAAACACGCUUGUACAUACUAUAGAAAAUGUAUAAUACACACAGAAAAGUGGUAUCAGUGGCUGCUUCUAGUGAGGGGCUCUAAAAGUCUGAGCUGGGAGGAAACUGCAUACAGUUCAUCCUUUGAAAGUUAUUUUUCAUGUGCGUGUUUUCCUUUUAAAAUUGUAUUUCAGACAAACAGGAAAGGGAAUUCUGUAACAGACAACAGUUAA